Molecule: messenger RNA, 3295 nt
Organism: Nematostella vectensis (starlet sea anemone)
Lineage: Eukaryota; Metazoa; Cnidaria; Anthozoa; Actiniaria; Edwardsiidae
Product: trace amine-associated receptor 7e-like
Exons: 1
Coding region: 354-1571 (405 amino acids)
Biological process (GO): G protein-coupled receptor signaling pathway
Cellular component (GO): membrane
Molecular function (GO): G protein-coupled receptor activity
Source: RefSeq, a predicted model, not a curated record
UAAGGUGUCUCCUAUUAUUAAGAUUCUAGACGUGAUAAAAUCAAACUGUUGACCGUGUGUUGUUAUGUGAUUAAGUAAAUUUUGCUCUAUCGUAUAUUGCAUCAAGAAAGUGCCGCUUUUCGCUGUUAACUAUAUAAGCUUCAAUCACGCACCAAUUCGUCGGUUAAUGUAAUAUAAAGCGCUUUGUGCAGUGACGGAAAUGAGUUUAAUCAGCAAACCUACAAUAUUCUAGAAAAGUCUACCGCGCUAGUACUAGUGUCGCAGUGGUAUCAUGAAAUUGGCGGGUAGAAAAAGCAUUUUAUUUUGAGUUAUAUUUCACUCGGACGAGGAUUAUCACGGAAAGAGCCAGGAUAAUGAAUAUAGCAAUAAUGAAUAUUUCGUCGACAAGGUUUUCCUCACUGCUAUUCCAGCUGAAGUCAAGGUCGACGUGGCAGACAGCCACAGAAACAGGCCUUUUUGGAUUUCUGACGUUAACAGCGUUUAUUGGCAACUUUCUCUGUGUAGUGGUUUAUAUCAAGAAGCGACACUGCACCCCGCUUAACUUUGUGAUUCUCUCCUUGGCAGGGAAAGACCUUCUCCAGUGUUUAAUCACGAUGCCUGUUCAACUGGGCGUCCUAGUAGCAGGAAGAUGGCCUUUUAACACACUUAUGUGCAGAUUUCAAGGCUUUCUUACCCCAUACUUUCACCAGGUCUCCAUCUUUACGAGUGUUUUAGUUGCUGUAGGUGUAUUCAUGGCGCUAUCGAGGGUGCGACCGUUCCGUGUUAUAUCUGAGCUCCAUAUUAAGCUCAUCAUUUGUUGCGGCUGGUUUCUCUCUUCGGUUUGUGUUCUAGUGUUUGUCUUACAGGGCAACUCUCUGGUUUUCCAUCCUGGAAAAUUAAUGUGUGUGUUUGAUUACCGCACAAUGGACUAUGUUACGGCUAUAACCAUUCAAAUAAUAUUCACUAUCCUUCCUCUCGCAGCUAUCAGCGCGCUAGUUAUGUCUAGUAUUUGUAGUUUUAGGAAACGCCAGGCACAAGAUAUCUUGCUCUGCGUAAGUCAUGACAAUACUAUUCCCUUCCAAGAUAAUAUCAGGAUGAGCAAGUGUUCUAAUAGCCAACCGGAACUCCCACGAAAUUCUAGUCCUAACAUACCCAACAAUAUAUUGGAUGGAGGAUCUCCCCAAAUCGAUCCAAUUUGCAUCAUGCUGACAACUACAUCUGGGAAUUCUCGGAAAGGAAACAUCAAAAUGGAUGAAAAAAAUACCAAAAAAGAUAUAACGCCUGGAAACUUUAUUAUCUCUCGCAGGAAAAAGAAGCGCAGACUCAAACCAAAAGACAAAGUCGAGGACGUCGUCAAGGCCUUAAUAGCAGUAAAUGUGGUGUCGAUUAUUUGUUACACGGUUUCUUUAGCUAACGAGAUGUCAGAGUGUGUUUUGAGGCAACACUGGAGUGCUGGGUGGGCCUACUUGUUAUACUGUCUUAUCAUGUCUUUGCGUGGAGUUGUCACGCCUGUACUCUAUGCAAUGUUCAAUCCAGCAUUUCGAGAAGAAGUGUCCAAGCUUUUUCUAGUAGAAACAGGACAAUUUAGAUAAAACUUAGGGCACGAGCUGCAGAGUUUACUAUUUCAUGCGAACCACACAAGUGAGUUUAUCAUAAUAUUUUUAAACAGAACUGAGAUGCACUAGUAACAGGCAUUGAAGUAAGAGAGCUUGAGUUUAUAUCUUUAAUAUUCAGGAAAAAAAUUGUAUUUAACUACAGCUAAUCGAGUGAUUGUAUGAGGACUCUUCCCUCACCAAACCCAGUCAUAAAACUAUGGUUUAUGUACUAUUUUUAAAAAGCUCGAUCUUUUAAAAAACUCGAUCUUUGAGUGUUUUGAAUGGCUUCAAAACGUCAUUAAUUUCAAUCGUUAUUUUUGCCUAAUCGCAAUGCAAAACAUAUUUAAUACAGUAGCUUCUAUUGACCUUCCUUUGUACAUGGUUGUUUAAAAAAAAUGCUUAAAGAAUACGAAGAUAAGCCUGAUAAGUGUGGCGCGGGAAAACUUGAAUUUCAAAUUGAUAUUGCAUUUAGAUGUUGUGUAAAGCAAGCCUUUUCUUUGAGCAUUACAUGAACUCCUGUUGAGUCGGUUUAAUAACGCAAAAAUGCCUCCUAAAAGAGUAUUUCGACCAGCUAACACUGCAGAGGAGGAAGCAACUUUAUUUGAGAACUGUGUUCCUCGGCCAACCAAAAGUUCUACUAAGUGUACAUUCAAGGUUUUUGCAGAAUGCCAAUUGCAGAGGGCUACAAGGACUCAAGCAAGGAGCGGUAGAGAGAGCUUUUCCAGUAUUUUAGUUUUAUUUCAUAUGAAAAUUAGGUACGGGUUUUAUAUAAAAAAUCACCUUUGUUAGUAUUCUUUAUGUACCAUGUUCAUCCUAAUUUGCAUCUCUUUAAAGUCGCUAUUGUUACCCGUAAUUCCCUGCAGAUAAAUUCAAUUCCCUCCCCACACUUGUAGAAUGUAGAGGGGAUUAUGUGGUAAAAAAAAACACAUCCUCGUGACUAAAUCCCGUCAUCCGAUUGGGUAAAAUGGCUAUUGAAUAUUAAUGAGUUUUUGAAAGUGAGUAUUACGCCUAGAGGUUCACAAGAGUCGCAUUUUCUUGCCGCUCUAGGAAAUUUCGACGACGACGUUAGCACGCCGUUAAUUGCACAAACAAAUUGAAUAAAUAAGUAGCUCGACCCAACGGCUUUAUGGUCGAACCGCAACUGAACAGAACGAUUCCUUUCUGAAACGACGUUUAAUUCAGAACUUACUAGGUGUUAUCAAGUUGUUACUUGGAGAAACAACCCCUAAAACAUCACAUGAACAUUUUGGUGCAAUGUAUCCUGGUACGAGCUUAUACCCUUAUCAUUCAAGUGAAAAUUACAGAAAAUUACAGAAAAACAAUUACAGAAAAGCUUUAAAUAUCUGAGCCAAAAUAUAAUCUAUUACAGUCAUUAAUUAUUAUUCUAGCAUAAAAAGCAUAGUUAUCAAUUGGGCUCGGCUAUGUGAAGCGACAUGGUUCUACAGCGCCCUGGGGGUAAAUACUACAAGCUAAUGAGUUAAAAUUGAGCUCAUGAUUUUAAUAAUCCUUGUAAUAAUAUAUGAUUGAUCAUUAUUUACUCAUCAAUUUCAUCAAUGACUAAGACAACAUCCUGCGUAAGGGAGGCUUCUGCAAAUGUUACUGAUUGGUUAUUUAAAGGCUUCCUUGGGUAUGUGGACAUGAUGACGUACUGAGAUGAGGAAUAGCCAAGAAACUCUGCAUACUGAUAUAGGUCCUGGAAAACAGAGGAUCACCUUCAAUAA